Botrytis cinerea B05.10 is the source of this 4177-nucleotide messenger RNA. RefSeq lists its product as hypothetical. The transcript has 2 exons. The coding region runs from base 1129 to 3822 and encodes 897 amino acids. The record is from RefSeq and is a predicted model, not a curated record. NCBI's taxonomy places the organism in Eukaryota, Fungi, Ascomycota, Leotiomycetes, Helotiales, Sclerotiniaceae.
GUAUUGUCUAGAGGCUUUGAGAGGAGAACCGUUUAUCUUGCGGUUAAUACCCAGAUUCUUGUAUCCAACGGACCUCUUCUUCGCAUGGGGAGAGCUCGAGCCAUUCACUGCGAACACAUUACUGGUCUAGUUACAUGCUCAUGAUUCUCUGGUCGAUUGCAAUUAGAUGCAAUACUUGGUGUUGACAAUCCUUCAUGUUAUCCUCCAUAGACCAUAGAUAGGUAGUUCUUCCGAUUAAAUCUCGUGGCGAUCUGCUGGCCAUCUCUUGUCAUCGCAAGAAACAUCAAUAGUUGAUCCUGCGUUAAUCCACUUUCAUCCGUACAUGAACCAUCUCUAUCUAUCGUCUGUGUUGGCCGGAUGCAUCCAGUCUAAUCCACAUGUAAGCUGAGCAUGCCUCUGCAGCACACACACACACACACAUGCUCGAAUGUCAAUAUCGAUAGCCAUAUUCAAAGUUCUGCUCCCCUAGGUACCUUUGGAUGGAAGAUGACAAGAAACGAGAAGCCGUAGACAAUGGAAUCAGGAUGGUGCUGAGAAAUAUCAAGGAAAUGGAAGGCCACCGUCGAAUGAUAUGUUACAUCGCAUAAACCCAGCCUUUUAUUCCAACAACGUCGAGCCGCCGCAAUCCCAAUUGAUUCGUCUACCUUCACGCUUUAGAACGAAAUCAUCCUAAACCAUUUUACUUCGCCCCCUUAUCCCCUCCUGCCCUGGUCCCAAUGGCUCCCAAUUGAUCCAAAGUUGCUUUACAAAGUUACCCCAGCUGCAUCUCUAAACAUCAAGUUGGCCCGGGUUGUGAGCAUCAAUGCUAUUAUUAUCUUUUUUGGCUUCACACUGAUUUUCUGGGAACGCUUCUGUAUCAUCCUCCACCUGGGCACCAUACCAAAAACAUAUUCCGAAUCGCGUUUUCAUGCUCAGGUAAUCAGUCUUGCUUGAACUCUGAAGGCGCUCAGGGCCACUCCUUGACUUUACCGGCAGCUGUCAGAAAUUUAACUGGCAGAUCAAAGCAGUGUGCACGACACUACGAUACAGACCUACACGCAGAAGGAAAUCGGCCCCACCAGCACAGCCAGGCCCGACCCUAUUCAUUCUUUGGAUUCCGUUCGAUUGUGUUUCAUGAACAUAAUACAAAUGCCCUUCCCGUUCAAACAUAGCAAUCGUUCAAAGCAGGCAUUGAACGAACCUGCUAUAGAAAGAGCGGCGGUCACUCCUUCAGCCUCGCACUCGCAACAAUCCUUCUCAUCUGGUUCUGGCGAGGGUAGGUCCACAACAAUUCAACAACAAUCCUCCACCACCACUACGGUUACCACGACACCAUCUCAAACCUUUGAACAGCCCUACGAACCUCGCAAUCUCGAAGCUGGAUCUCGCGCAUCUGCAUAUCAUAAUAAUUCUGGGCCGUCUCCUUCCCGGGCUGUCUCAAAUCAAUAUCAACAGCAGCAGAUCUAUCCACAAGAGCUCGAAGCUUCCCCCGCUUCCCCAUCUCCACCUGGCUCAUCCGUCGAUGAUUUAGUACUUGAUACUCAACGGUUACAAAACCAGGGCCGCAGACAUACAGCACACAUACAGUCACCCGUGGCAGAACCUAAGAAGCGUAGUAUUUUUGAUCGUAUGCGAGGGACAAAUUCAAAUCGCUCCUCUGAACAAAAGUACCCCCCAGUUGCUACCCAGGUUCCCUAUAGCAACAACGCUGGUGGACUCGCGCGCAGGUUGUCUCGAAGACACGAGGGCCCUCCUGUAAUACGAACUAGUCAACAAAGGAAUUCGGUAGACCAACAUCAAAGAGCAGAUUGGCAACCGGUAGCUCAGAGUUCGAGAUCCCAUCUGCCAUCGCCUCGAGAAACCCCCGAGGACGACGGGUUGGAUCCUUAUCUCAUCACGAGUCCUGAAGGAAACACACCACAAAGCGCUCAGAGUUCUGUGAACGUGCAUGGGAAUCGACAGCCUCUAAACACAAUUCGAGCUGUACAAGGCGAUUCUGAUUCACCCCUCUAUUCAGCAGAGUCGCAGAACGACCCCCCUGAUCAACAAUUCCAGCAAUCGCCUACUCCAGUUUAUUAUCAACAAUCUCCUUCAGGUGCUAGUCAAUACGAGUCACCCGAGAGUGUUCAGCAAUACCAUUACGAAUUACCCGGUCAAGUUCAUUCACAACAACAAUUGAAUAGCUUCCCAAGUUCCCCCAACAGCCAAUACCCUCCGCAGGACUUCACCCCAGACAGCGCCUCUACACAUCAACUCGAUUCUUCUUUGAUAUACAGGGAAGACCAACGUCCCGGCUCGGUACAGUCUAACAAUCAAUCUCCGACAAGUAUCCAUCAGUCCAACAGGGCAGAAUAUCCAGAGCGAACAACUUCAAUACAAGGGCCGAUUCCAGGCUUAUCUACAAAUCGUCCUUUGUCGCAACACCUUUCCAUGGCACCGCAAUCCACUACAACACAACAAAAUCGACGAUCUGCAGACUCAAAGCAAACACUACAAACUCAAAUGGCACAAUCAGAUGGGAGGGAUCCUCCGGCAUACCGCCAACAACCAGGUCCUAGUAAUAACAAUAGCCAAACACCAGCGACAAGUCCACUCCCUCCUCAAAAUCAAGGUCCAAAUUACAGAGGAGGCCCUCUACAGCGAGAACAGUACAAUCCUUCUGGUGGUGGAGACCAAGGACGAAGCACACCACCACCACCGGCACCUGGAGACAGAGAUGUAAAUGAGGCAUACAAAGAGCUACUGCAGAAAUAUAAAAAGGUCAAGGGAUUGUAUUUUGACAAGACAGCAUCAGUGGAGCAAUUGCAAGGACAGGUCGAGCAGUUGCAAAACACUUUAGCAAAUCAACGUCUGUCCCAAUCUCGCACAUCCCUUGAUGAUGGCGAGUAUCAAUCACGAUUUUUACGGUUAGAUGGUGCUAUCACCAAUCUUGCUUUCAAUAUUCGCAAAGAUUGGAGAACGGUACCUGCAUGGCUUGCACAAUCUGUCAAUCGUGAUGCGAUGUCAAUAGGAAAACAAGAGAUGACAGCUGUUGGUAGAGCUUGUAUCACAAGAUUUCUUGUGGAUGAAGUCUUCAACCGCAGUUUCCACCCAGGCUUGGAGAGUGAGCUUAGCUUGAGUUUGAAGAACAUCGAACAAAACAUUCGUCUAUUCUCUCCUGCUAUCAACAACCAAGAAGAAUCCGACGCCCUGACUGCAAAGAUUGUUCAGUGGAGACUGGCAACUUUAGAUGGGCUGAAGGACCUGUUGAACUCUCCGGAAAGCGAAGAGUACAAGGACCAAUUCUCGAAAAUGGUCACUAGCAACUUGACGGCCAACUUAAUCAACUAUCUCCAAGAACCAGUACCGGGUGGUAUUGAAGCAGCUGCGACAACUAUCGUGGAACAAGCAGUGAGCAUUGCAGCGAACAUUCCUUUGGAGAGCAGAGAUGUUGUAAUCAUGUACCCGAUGCCAAACGACUUGGUUCAACGCCAAUAUAUGAAGAUCGAAGCUGGUAUUCCUGCAUUGGAACAUCCAGGCGCAGAAACUAAUAGUUUUGAUUCAAGCAGUGUGGGAAGUCAUGACAAGGACGAAAGCUCGAAAGAGGAGCAGAAGGGACAUGGAAAGCUGAUGAAGGAGAAGAGUGGAAAGGGCCAGGGCAUGUUAUCAGCUAUGAUGGGAAGCGGUGGUAGCGGCGGAGCGGCGGGAAAGAAAAUGAGCAUCAGUAGCCAAGGUGGGCAAGAAUCAAGUGAGAAAAUCAAGAGUGAAGACGGGAUUCACAAAGUACGCUUUGCUGGAUUCAUGGGCAUUGAUAUCAGGGGAAGACAGGUGCUGUGUCAGGCUCCGGUUUGGACGAUGGGGUAGAUGGUGAGAUUAUAUUUUGACUAUAAUGAUUGGACGACUGGAUGAUGGGAUGAAUUGGGAGGAUGUGUAAGUAAGACAAUAUCUUUUAGGGUUGGUAUAGAUGACCCUAAUUUUGACCAUGUCUAUGAGAUUAUGAACAUAAUACCACUUUGAUACCAUUAGGGAGUCAUAAAAUUUCACGUUUUGAUUAUUGUUCGUCCUUUUUGAGUAGCUCAUAGGGAAGUAUACAGAAUGAUGAUGUUUCUAUGAGAGUUUCUGUGUAUGUUUUGGGAGCAUAUUUGUAUUGGUCGAUGAGACUCAGGUUGAACGAGACUGCACUUUGAGUGAAUCAUUAUAGCAAUUUCUAUGAUUUACA